ACUCAGCUCACGCUCCGCCCAUAGUGAUCUGGCCCUGGGACAAUUUCUUAACGGCCGAGAAACAUUUAUCACAGAGCGCAGUUCCUGACUUUACAGAGCAGCAGAGAUGAACGAGCAAAGAAUCACCUAUGCAGAGCUGAAGCUGGCAAAGGACUCAAAAAGGCCGCAAGUGAAACCUAAAGGGAGUAAAAGCUCCACUACCGUAACAGAGCAGGGAGUAACCUACGCAGAAUUAAGUCUUCACAAUGCUGCUCGGGAUCCUCAGGAGAAUGGCAAGUCCUGUCACCUCAAAGGCUUAGCAGCACCUCCAGAGAAGUGCAUUGCUGGAACCUUGGGACUCACCUGCCUUGUCUUGAUAGGCAUUAUUGUGGCAGUGUUGGUUAUUUCCUAUACUACUGAAGAGCCAGAGCAGAAUGGUUUCUCCUCAGAGCAGAAUGAUUGCCCAAAUGGAACAAAAAACCAGGAAGAAUACCAUUGUGGCCCUUGUCCACAGGGGUGGUUUUCAUACUCCAACAACUGCUAUUACUUUAGUGCUGAAAAAAAAACCUGGAAGGAGAGUGUGACAGCCUGUCAGUGUAUGAACUCUCAGCUGCUCUACAUAGAAUCUGAGGAAGAAAUGAAAUUUAUGGAAUUCAUACGGGCUUUGUCAUGGAUUGGAGUCUACCGUUCUGGCAGCGAUCAGCCAUGGACACUGGUAAAUGGGUCAGCUUCUGAACUAGAGAUAAGAGAAUCAGCAUCUGCUAACUAUCACUGUGUUACCCUACAAUCUACCUAUUAUGCAGACAAUUGUGGAUUUCCAAAGAUGUAUUAUUGCAAGCAUAAGAUGUAAAUUAAAAAAAAAAAAACAACAACUAAGUUUGGAUUUAUUUGUGUAACUUUCCAAUUCAAGAAAUGUCUUAUUAUUGAGAUUGUUUUUUGUUUUAAUGACAUUUUUUUCAAAAUAAUUAUUUAAAUACAGUAUCUUCAGCCAGAAGUACAGAUAGCAUUACUUUAGUGCCUGUCAUUUUUUGUGGUUUUCAACCUUUUAAAAGAUCAUUGGAGGCCUCCCUGUUGGCAAAGGGGUUAAUUACAGUGCUAUCAAGCUAUGGCCAGCCACUGCAGUAUGAGUUAGAUCCACAGGGAGCAACCCACAUGGCUCAGCAGACCUCUCCUGCCUAGCCUGCUGCUCCCCUCAGCAGUGUACUUCAGUCUGCCUGUUCUGUUCUCCACUCUGUCUCUGGUGAAUCUGGUCACCCCCCACACCUCUAACCUAUACCCAUGUUCUUAUAUGCAUAAAUAAAUAAAUCUUUUUUUUUUUUAAAGAAAUCUCAUUUGCUGUGUGAGUCCAGUUAUAAGUAAUGACAAAAUCACUUUCAUACAGAAACUGUAUUGAGGGUAGAAAGGGACUGAGGGGAGGUGGGAUGAGGAACUGGCCACUGAUCUGUUCUCUGUUUCUUUUUGAAGUGAUGGAACAUUUUCAGUGCCAACAGUAGUGAUGUUUGCAAACUCUGAACAUGGCAAAUGGCUUUGAUUUAUUCACUUUACAUGGCUGAAUUUUAUGCUUUAUUUAUUAUAUGUCAAUAAAUUGUUUAAAAAAUUCUGCAAUGACCUUUGAGAACAUUUAAUCUUUAAAGUAAGUUGGAGUUUACACAUCUUUACCUUAUUUAUUUUUUCAAUCUACAUCAACCUUAUUCCUUCCUUAAAUUUGAUUUUUUUUCUCAUUAUGCUUUGUGUUUUUACAGAAGACAUAGGGAAAUGAUGUUAUGCUUUCGUAAAUACACUUCAUUUAAAAAGGUUUGAACUAUCUGUCAGCAAUAUUUGGUGCUGUAAAAAACAAUACAACUGAAGUUGGCUCAUUGGAUUUAUGUGCAGUAUUUUUCCUGACUUUAUGUAUUAAUUUUAUCAAUCGAAUAUAUGAAUCUAUAAUGAGUAUAUGAAUUAUCAAUUUUGAUGUAGUUAGUUAUUUUAUUGUAAAUAGUCACAUGUUGUUUCUUCUUUCCAAGUGCAAUUACCUUUUUUAAUUGGCUUUUCACGGAUCGGAGUUUUAUAUCCAAUGUUGAGUAGCAGUUACUGUGAUUGAUCUCUAUGUUUUCCCAUUUUGGGGAUAACGAUUUCAAUAUUCAUUCUUAGAUAUGAAGUUUAUGGUAACUUUUUCAUCACCACUAUCCAAUUAAUAUCUUGCCAUCACAUUCUCAUUUUUUAUAAUGGUUUGAUAUUAUGUUUUUAUUCUU
This is a messenger RNA of Talpa occidentalis (Iberian mole), 2210 nucleotides long. Its product is annotated as NKG2-A/NKG2-B type II integral membrane protein-like. Lineage: Eukaryota; Metazoa; Chordata; Mammalia; Eulipotyphla; Talpidae. The record is from RefSeq and is a predicted model, not a curated record. The coding region runs from base 107 to 829 and encodes 240 amino acids. Gene Ontology annotation, biological process: stimulatory C-type lectin receptor signaling pathway; positive regulation of natural killer cell mediated cytotoxicity. The transcript is spliced from 6 exons.